GAUAAUUUAUUUUCUCAUCAUUCUAAGAAGAAAUAUUCAAGUGGGAUGUAAGUCGAUGUAAUUUUAUAAGCUGAUCUAUUUUUAUGUAUCGUUUUGAAGUUGUUUGAUUGUGAUUGUCAUUUUUUUAAAAAACGUAAUAAUGAUUUUGUCGGUCAAAAAAUCGGUUAUACUAUUUCCGUUCAUUUGUUUGAUUUUUAUUCAACAUCCAUCAAAUGCUACUCCUGUAACGCUUUCGAAACAAAACAAUGGGACCCAAUUGAGUGCAGAUGCAGAAUUUCACACCAUAAGAUAUAAUUUGAGUCUGAAUGUUCGUAGUUUUCUGAGAUGGGGAAAUUGUUAUAUUGAAACCAUUCCGAAGAACUUGUCUCCUACUACCAAAAAUGAAACAGGCAAAUUGAUAGUUGAGUUCUGUAAGGGGGAGUAUCUUACGGACGGCAAAGUUUCAUUUAAAUUGGUUGAUGACGGUAAAUCUGGAAGAGCAAUCGCGAAAAUCGAAGCUACAAUUCUUGAUGAUUUUGGAAGAGAGGUGCGAUCAAGGAAAGAAUUGCACGAGCUUGGUGCUGGGAAAGACGCAAUCGUAUGGUAUUAUUUCCUCAAAGAAACCGACGUUACCGAAAAUCCGCACAUAAAGAAAAAUACAGUCACUAUUUCUUUCGAAAUAUCCUACUAUUAUUUACGAUGCAGCAAUUUGACAGAUCAACAAAACAUAACCUCACCAGAGCCCAACACCACGAAAUGUCUUGUAACCGAUAACUUUAGCUCAUUACUGGGAAAUGAAGAUUUCGCAGACGUCAUGCUACUAGCGAAAGGCAAAAAUUAUUCGGCUCAUAAAGCUGUUUUGGCUGCACGCAGUGAAGUUUUUGCAACAACGUUUAAAAACAUUGAACAAGAUGAUAAAAAACAUAGAAAAAUUCGUAUCGAUAUUAGUGACAAAGAUGUGGACGUUAUGGAUGAAGUGUUGCGAUACAUUUACACUGGAAAAUGCCAAACUUCAGCGAAUCUAGCAGAGCGACUUUACGCAGCAGCAGAUGCAUAUAAGCUAAAUGAGCUGAAAACUAUUGCUUUGAAAUCGAUGGUUGAAACAUUAUCUGUUAAAAGUGCAGUUAAUGUGUUAGUAUUUGCGGAUAAGCAUCACAUGAAGGAGUUGAAAUCAGAAGUGAUUGACUUCAUUGUUGAAAACAGUGUUCAAGUGUUGAAUACUACCGAAUGGAAGAGUAUGGUAAUGCCAAAUGCUCACUUGGCUAACGAAAUAUUUCAAGUUUUUUCGCAACGAUUGUGUAAAGCCCUACCAUGCGAAUCAUUUUUAAAAUUGGUUUUAGCAGAGAAAUUAAAGUAAGUCCCCACCUCGUAAAUUGGUAGGUAUAAUUCUAAUCAAAACUGUAAAAUGUGAAUCAAGUUAUGAAAUCAAAGAAUUGGUUUUUACUUUUUUUUAUAAUUACAUAUCGCAUCAAGUAUUCACUUCUUCAGAAUAAGCUUUAGAACCACCCAAGUAUGUAUUUGGAAAAACAGAAUUAAAAUUAUUUAAAAUGAUUAGUUACAUUUUAAACUUGAUUACCUCCUUUGAACUAAAAAUAGAACCAAUAGGAACAAAAUCAACAAAUCACAAUAAAAUGUACCUAUGUAUUUUUGAUUGUUAGAAUAACAUAAAAAACCUGGAAAAUGGGAAAUCUUCGGUUUUUGGCAAAAAAUAUUUCCACUGAUUUCACUAAAAUUCUGGUAACCCCUACGCUUAUACACAAUUUGAGCUACCAAAACGUACAUCGAUAAAAAGAAAUUCUUCCUCUUUUUCCUGCAAGUAGUACUCGUAUUACUCCAUCGAAUAUGAAAAGUAAAAAAAAUUCAUAUCGGUUUGUUACGUAGAGAUAUUUCAACUUCGACACAAUCUCGCAUAAAAAAAUUUACGACAAUAGUAAAAAAAAAAAUGCGCCCCUUUUCAAAUUUUACCUCUAUAGCCAAGGCUGAGCUGACACUUACGAUUAACUUUCUAAUAAAUUCAAAACGACUGUCAA
Planococcus citri (citrus mealybug) is the source of this 2009-nucleotide messenger RNA. RefSeq names its product speckle-type POZ protein B-like. Lineage: Eukaryota; Metazoa; Arthropoda; Insecta; Hemiptera; Pseudococcidae. Gene Ontology annotation, biological process: regulation of proteolysis; proteasome-mediated ubiquitin-dependent protein catabolic process. Gene Ontology annotation, molecular function: ubiquitin protein ligase binding. Bases 140 to 1336 code for a protein of 398 amino acids. Gene Ontology annotation, cellular component: cytoplasm. The transcript has 2 exons. The record is from RefSeq and is a predicted model, not a curated record.